AUGGCAGGGUGCAUUUCGGCGAGCGGUUGGAGCGGGCUUGUCGGACUACAAAAAAACUGGCUAGCCCAGAAAAAGGCCGACAGGACCUCAACCUCCGCUGCUGCUAAACGGUGCGUUUGGGAGUGGUCUCUCCCCCCGCCGCACCCCGCCCCGCGCCACUACGACCCUCGUCCCACGAAGAACCGACCAUGGUCCCACGGAGAAGCGACCCACGUCAUGCGGAGAAGCGACCCUCGUCCCGCGAAGAAGCCAUCCUC
Dicrocoelium dendriticum is the source of this 257-nucleotide messenger RNA. NCBI's taxonomy places the organism in Eukaryota, Metazoa, Platyhelminthes, Trematoda, Plagiorchiida, Dicrocoeliidae. The record is from the annotation of a GenBank genome assembly.